Anopheles funestus (African malaria mosquito) is the source of this 2935-nucleotide messenger RNA. RefSeq names its product protein FAM76B. The record is from RefSeq and is a predicted model, not a curated record. Lineage: Eukaryota; Metazoa; Arthropoda; Insecta; Diptera; Culicidae. Bases 721 to 2298 code for a protein of 525 amino acids. The transcript has 2 exons.
GGAAAUUUGACGAAGUGAAUGAAUUGAGCUGGCAAUGCGUGAAGGUAGUGGGUAUGACGCCAACAGGAUCUAGAAAAUGGCAUCCUAUUUGAUAAGUGACGUGAAUCAUUUAAAAUUUACAUUUUCGUUGUGUACAAUGGUACGGAAAGCAAGGUUGUAUAGCGCACCCUCAUCAAUUACGCCUCAGCGAGUGUUUAUACGCGAAAAUGUAACACAAUUUCCACUUAGUGCCAAGUUGAAAAAGCCUAUGUGUGAAAGCGUCAUAGAAUGGACGUGUAUGUACGGUGUGUGCGCGUGUGUGUGCGUUCGUGCAUGUGCGCCAGAGAGCGAAGAACAAGGGAACGUGGGGGAUUAAAGUUCACUGUGACCGUGAAAAGUGUUUACGAUGCAUCGAUGAAAAUUCGCUGCCUCAAUCGCGAUCUACGCGCCUCUUGCCUGAAUCGCAAUUCGGCAUGCAAAUUAUAGUUAUAGAACGUGAAGUUUCACCAUGCACUUACUAACGUUAUCCUCUAUUUUCCAUCUCUUCCCUCUCGUCAUCCGGUAGGACUGCCGCGGAUCGUUUCCGGUGGUGAAGUGCACCUACUGUCGCUCGGAGUUCCAGCAAACGUCCAAGGGUAGCACGUCCGCAAUCUGCCGAAAGUGUGAAGCGAACGUGAAGCAGUAUGGAAAGCCAUCCGCCUGCGAACUCUGCAACAUCAUUGCAGCAUUCAUCGGAUCCAAAUGCCAAAGGUUGAUGGCAAACUGCUCUGCUGGUUGUGCACGCUGUCAUACAAACGUGCCCUCACUAAAGCCCGCCAGGUAGAGAGCGAACGCCGAAGGGCGAAGAAACGUGCGGCCGAAGGAUCUUUCCCACCUCCACUGAGCGGAAGUGGAACGACCGGUGGUAGCAAUGAUAGGCGCGAUCGUAUGCACGAGAAGAUGGGCAAUGCCGGCGGACAGGGUAAUAGUGGAGGAAUGAAUCUACCGGGCGGUGGCAGUAUGUCUGGCCUGCCACCACUCGGCGAUCUGAACAUGAGCCACGUACCCAUGGGUGGACCGGGUGGUGUCGGUCCUGCCGGUGGCACUGGGGUUGAUCGCAUAGACAGCGGUGGCCCGGGUGGUGGUGGUAGUGGUGGCGUUACGGGUGGUGCUGGUGGUGGACGAAAUGAUAACGGUAGACAUUCGUCCUCCUCCAACAAAAAGCCACGCUCUGAUACGGGUAAAAUGGUACCGGAUAUGCCGACCGAUAAGCUACUAAUGAAGAGCGCCAACAGUGGCAGUGGCGGUAGCGGUGGUUACGUGGAUCCUCACAGCUCCGAUCACGUGAUCGCGAUGACGCAGCUCAAGGAAACGAUAGCAACGCUGCAGCGAAAGCUCAAGCAGAAGGAUGGCGUCAUACUGGAGAAGGAGAAAGAGAUCAGUGCCUGGAAGGGAAAACACUUUCAUCUCGAGCAGGAAUUGAUGAAGAAGUAUAAAGACAUGGAGAAAAACUACGAGUUCAAGCUGGACGUGCUCAACAAGAAGCUCAAAGCUCAGCUGCUCGAGAUCGCCGCCCUUUCGAAAGCGGUCAAAGAGCGGGACGAGAACAAAAAGAAAAAGGUGGUGGUUAGCGCGUAUCUGACUACGACAAAGCUUAGCAAAAUAAGCAAAUCAUCCGGUGAUUCGAAGGACAGUUCGGAUAAGGAGAAAUCGUCAUCGACGCUCGGUCGCAGCGGUGGCGGUCGAAACCGGAUGCUGGACGACGACGACGAUGAGGACGAUGACGAAAAUGGCAGCAACAAAGAGGAUAAAGAAAAUGACAGCGAAAAGGGCUCGGAUAAGGGUGGGUCCGGGAGAAAUACACCGCGCGACAGUGGCAAGGAUAGCCCGCGUGAUGUGGAUUCGGGUAAGGAAAGUCCUCGAGAAUCCGAUAAGGAGGAUGAAAGUGAAAAGAAAUCUAUGAAACGAGGCAUCGAACAGCAACAGCAGCUGCAGAAUGAAGACUCACAAAAUGCUUCCGAACCACCGCUGGAAGCAUACGAGGAACAUGCGAAAGCAAACAAGAGCAAUGGUUCAUCGACGAAGGAUGAAGACGAUUCCGACCGGGAAGAGGAGAAAGAUGAUCGCCGUAGUUCGGAUCGCGGAUCGGAUGACGGUUCGGAGCAGUGUUCGGAUCGUGGUUCGGACCGGGGCGGAUCCGGUCGUGGUUCAGAUCGAAGUGACAACGAUUCAGAUAAGGAGAGCGAUCGAGAGGAUCAUUCCGACAAGGGUGGAAGCGAUAAAGAUAGUGACCGAGAGGGAUCAAACAGCGGUUCCGAGAGCGAUCGCGAUUCGGAUUAGAUAAAAAAGAAAAUAGAAAGCUGCGUAUUUUAUGUGACAAGGUGCAUCUCUUUCGAUGAGAUGGUGCACCGCUUAAUGCUCGCGUUCACUGUAAAGUGGGAAAGCAUCCGCUCCCCUUAUGCUCCAUUUAUUUUAACACUAUUUAAAUUAUAACAAAAGCAACAAGGUUUUGUGUACAUAAUAUGUGCGCGCUACACUUUUCCAACGCUCGUAUAAUGGAGGGAGAUUCGAUUGUCUCAUUUAGCAGAUCGUCAUUGGUGUUUUAACUACAGGCAAUGUUAAUGCUUUUCUACAGGCUCAUAAUUUAAUAGGCGCGUGCGUAUCAUACUCGGGAAUUGUGUUUUUUGAGAUAUGGUAUUUCUGUUCAGUAGCGUCCAUUUUUUCAUGAUCAAACGAUUCAUUUUAAUAUUGUAAAGUUAGUUUUUUUAGCAUCGCCAAUCACUUCAUCUGAACGGUGAUUUGGUAGCAGAUUGUACACUCAAGUCGCAUACAGAUUGGUACCAAUUUUGUAAAUCAUGCGCGUGGUUAUUUGUUUCUUCCAGAUAUCGAAACUGAACACCACCCCAACCCCUUCAGAAACACUUUUCUGCGCAGAAUGUGGAAAAAGGAUACAAAUAAAGAUAUGGAAAAUAAUCAA